AUGAGACCAUCACCUUCAAUUCCUGCAUGGGCCUUUCUUGCACUAUUUACUCUUUUCCAGUGGAGACUGCUUCUCUUUUUCAUCUGCUUUUCCUUCCCAUCUCCGGCUGCAGCCACAGUGACUCAAAGCAUGGCUGCAAACAAGACUGAUGAUGAAGCGUUGUUGGCCUUCAAAUCAAAAAUUAGUCAAGACCCUCGUGGAGUUCUAAACUUGUGGAACGAUUCUCUCCAUUUCUGCAAGUGGCCAGGCGUUACGUGUGGCCGCCGACACAGGAGAGUCACCAUGAUCAGUCUAAGAUCAAAGAACUUGGUAGGCUUGUUGUCACCUUCUGUGGGAAAUCUUAGCUUCCUUCGAGAGAUAACACUAACUAACAACACCAUUCAUGGUGAAAUUCCACAUGAAAUUGGUAAAUUAUUUCGGUUGCAAGUUUUGACACUGACCAAUAAUUCGUUAGAGGGCCAAAUUCCAUCAAACUUGUCCCGUUGCACCAAUCUCAUAGAUCUAUCUCUUGGCAACAACAAAUUAAGAGGUAAAAUUCCUGAAGAACUUGGCUACUUGUCAAAGCUCACACAGCUAUCAAUUUACGAGAACCAUCUUCAAGGAGAGAUACCACACUCUGUUGGCAACUUUUCCUCUCUGGAAAUUCUAUCUGGAUCUGAAAAUUUCUUUGAGGGAAGUAUUCCACAAGCUCUUGGUCAGUUGAAGAGCUUAACUGCCCUUGGGCUUGGAGGGAAUAAACUAUCUGGUAUGAUCCCUUCUUCUCUGUAUAAUUUAUCACUGAUUACUAUUUUCUCUUUCGGUGAUAAUCAACUCCAUGGAAGCCUUCCAUCCAAUUUAGGCCUGUCUUUUCCUCAUCUCCAACAAAUCGAUGUCCGGAAUAACCGAUUUGUUGGGCAAAUUCCAUUGUCAAUAUCUAAUGCUUCUGAACUCCGACUUGUUUUAUUAGCAUAUAACCAUUUCAAUGGAAAGAUAUCAAACUCAUUUGGAAGUCUACCAUAUCUCACACUAUUGGGUUUGAAUGAGAAUAGUCUAGGAGAUGGAGAAGAAGAUGAAAUGCAUUUUCUUGGUUCUCUAGCCAACUGCAGCAGUUUGAAAGUUCUGGGAAUAGGUGAAAACAGAUUAGGAGGCUCGUUACCCAAUACAGUGGGCAACCUUUCAACCUCUAUGUUUUAUUUUGGACUGUCAGGAAAUCAGAUAUCUGGAGUUAUCCCUGAAGAUAUUGGAAAUCUAGUUGGCUUGACCCUGUUUGAUUUGAGUCGAAACAGAGUCAGUGGGAAGAUACCAAGUUCUAUUGGUAACCUUCAGAACUUACAAAGAUUGUCACUUUAUGACAAUGGACUUUCUGGAAGAAUUCCUUCUGCUGUCGGAAACUUGUCAUGUGGCAGCAUACCCUCAGAACUCUUUGGCAUUUCCUCUCUGUCAGUUUCACUAAGUCUAGCUCAUAACCAAUUAACCGGUCCCUUGCCUUCAUCUCUCGGCAAUCUGAAGGACUUGGGGGAAUUUGAUGUCUCCUGGAACAGGCUGUCCGGUGAAAUUCCUACUAGCAUUGGAGCAUGUCAAAGCCUUGAGAAAUUAUACAUGGAGUAUAAUUUCUUCCAUGGAUCAAUUCCUUCCUCUUUCAGUUCCUUGAUGGGUAUUCAGAAACUUGAUCUUUCUCACAACAAUCUUUCAGGAAAAGUUCCAAAUUAUUUUGAAAAAAUUCGAUUCAUAUAUUUAAAUUUAUCCUACAACAAUUUUGAGGGGGAGAUUCCAAAGAAGGGGGUUUUCACAAAUGUGAGUGCAGUGUCAGUUGUUGGAAAUCAAAGACUUUGUGGAGGUAUCUCUCAACUGAAAAUGCCUAAAUGCCCCAGCAAAGAACCGAAGAAACAACAGAAAACUUUUCGUUUUCAUUUGUUAGUGAUCAUCAUCAUACCUUGUGCUGUUCUGGGAUUGAUUGUAGCGUCGUCUUCCCUGUUCUGUUGGUUCAGAAAGAAAAAAGAACAAAGUUCUGGUGCUUCAGUGAAGGAAAGUCCAUUUGCCCAAAUCUCCUAUGAAAAACUCCUUAGAGCAACAGGUGGCUUUUCUCUGUCUAAUUUGAUCGGUGUAGGCAGUUUUGGCUCAGUGUAUAGAGGAAGCAUUGAUGAUGAUGGAACACUCACUGCAAUCAAGGUACUUGACCUUCAACGUCGAGGUGCUUCCAGGAGUUUCACAGCUGAAUGUGAAGCAUUGAGAAAUAUUCGCCAUCGAAAUCUUGUAAGGAUCAUAACUUCUUGUUCGAGCAUCGAUUUCCAAGGUAAUGAUUUCAAGGCUCUAGUUUAUGCAUACAUGCCUAAUGGGAGUUUAGAGACCUGGCUACAUCCAGUUCAAGAAACAUAUGAAGGUGAUCAGCAACAUGAAGUUGAGAAUAAUCUAAGCCUUGUUAGGAGAAUCAACAUUGCCACUGAUGUGGCACAUGCACUCGAUUAUCUUCAUCACCAUUGUCAUCAACCAAUCAUUCAUUGUGAUCUAAAACCAAGCAAUAUUCUUCUUGAUAGCGACAUGACUGCCCAUGUUGGAGAUUUCGGGCUAGCAAGAAUUCUUCCAGAACUCAACAAAACAAACCAAAGCAGCUCAAUUGGAAUAAAAGGAACUAUUGGAUAUGCUGCGCCAGAAUAUGGUCUUGGAAGCGAACUAUCAGUAGAAGGCGACAUAUACAGUUAUGGGAUUCUACUUCUGGAGAUGAUAACAGGGAAGAGACCAACAGACAAUAUGUUUGAUAGUGGUCUUAACCUUCAUAGCUUCGCUAGAAAAUCCCUUCCUCACAAUGUUAUGGAGAUGGUCGAUCCAGUGCUUCUUGGGGAUGAUAUUGAAAUCAUGACAAAGGGACAAUCGACAAACGCUGGUAAUAGAAUGGUGGAAUGUCUAAUUUCCAUAGUUGAAAUCGGAUUGGCGUGUUCUAUGGAAUCACCGAGGGAUCGAAUGGACAUGAGUAAGGUUGUCCAUGAGCUGCACAAGAUUAAGAUGUUCUUCGGGAACUAAAUGUUUUGUAAUUUUAUUGAUUUUUCAAAUAAUUGUAUUAAAAUAGUAUAU
Manihot esculenta (cassava) is the source of this 3048-nucleotide messenger RNA. RefSeq names its product probable LRR receptor-like serine/threonine-protein kinase At3g47570. Gene Ontology annotation, molecular function: protein binding; ATP binding; protein kinase activity. The coding region runs from base 1 to 2997 and encodes 998 amino acids. The transcript has 3 exons. The record is from RefSeq and is a predicted model, not a curated record. Gene Ontology annotation, biological process: protein phosphorylation. Lineage: Eukaryota; Viridiplantae; Streptophyta; Magnoliopsida; Malpighiales; Euphorbiaceae.